GACCCAUGUGGCAGUUUUCCGUACACAUCUGCAUCACUCGGAGGAUAUUUGCCGAAACCUUUCUUAGUCGCAUCAAGAGUGGUGCUUUAUACAAAGUCGAGAAUAUUUGUGUGCGGUCCUGCUACGAAUCUUCUACCUUCGGUUGGGCAGAGAAAGCGGUGUUAUUCAUCAGAGGACAAUGGUUUUGCUGAGUGGCAUGAUUUAGGGCCCAUUGUCUCCCAAGUUCUGACCUAUCUACCAAGUGCUGGGUUGCUGUUUGGCAUUGGAUCGGAUGAGAAAAGUUUGUUGAUGAGUCGCGAUUUUGGCAAAACUUGGGAGGGAAUCAAUAUGUUCGAGUAUGAGAGACACGUGGCGGGAUCUUCAGAUUCAAUCAAUUCAACCACUGCACCAACUAGUGUACUGAAGAGUACUUUCGAUUCCACCAACUUUAUAGGCGCUUGCAGCGCCAACCUGUCAAACGGUUGGUAUGCUUGCUACAAAGGUGUGUACAAGGAAAAUGUGCAACGGGUGGACUGGAGCUCAAGCUGUGAGACUAUUCAACCUUUCCCUUAAUCAUAACUGUCACUCUUCUUGUAAACGAUUAGUUUAAUCAUAA
Molecule: messenger RNA, 595 nt
Organism: Dicrocoelium dendriticum
Lineage: Eukaryota; Metazoa; Platyhelminthes; Trematoda; Plagiorchiida; Dicrocoeliidae
Source: the annotation of a GenBank genome assembly